AUGCUGGAAUUCCACGGAACCACCAUAUCGACACCUCAGCUGCUCGGCGGCCUUCUUCUCCUCUAUAUUGGCUACACAAUCAUCGCCAGGUUUUCCUACAAUGCAAAGCUUCGCAAGCUUGGAGCACGAGCGCCAGUCCGAAGGACAUGGCUCCCGAUGCAACUUGACCUGGCCUACAUUAUCAUCAAAUCCGCUCUCGAUGAUAACAUCUAUGAAUUCUGGUUGAACACAUUUCAAAGAUACGGUCGCAACGGCUGCUACACGGUCGAGAGUGGCAUAGGCGAGCGGGUAAUAAUGACGGCUGAUCCAGAAAACAUCAAAGCAAUUCUGGCCACUCAGUUCAAAGAUUACGGCAAGGGCGAGCAGUUCCACAAGGACUUUGAAGAUUUUCUGGGAGAUGGCAUAUUCAACACUGAUGGACAGCUCUGGCACGACUCGCGACAAUUGAUUCGUCCACAAUUCAUCAAAGACAGGCUAAGCGAUAUCGACAUCUUCGAAGAGCAUGUGCAGAAGCUGAUGAUCAAACUGGGUCAGGGAGAGGUGGACAUGAUGGACAUGUUCUUUCGAUUUACCCUUGAUGCCGCCACUCACUUCUUGCUUGGGAACGACAUCGGAAGUCUAGAUCAGCCCCAGACAGCUUUUGCUAAUGCCUUCACUCGCGUCCAACACAUCCAGAGCUUGAUAUCAAAGAUUGGUCCGUUGAACAAGUUCAUACCCCGCAAGCGCAUGGGUUUUUAUUCCUCACUCAACAUCCUGGACAACUUUGUCAACAUGUACAUCGAGAAAGCCCUCGCUCUCUCUCCCACUGAGCUCGAGGAGAAGAGCAAGCAUGACUCUGGUUAUACGUUUCUGCAUGCGAUUGCAGGGUACACACGUGACAGGAAGACGUUGCGCGACCAGCUAGUUUCUAUCCUGCUUGCCGGUCGGGAUACUACGGCGUGUACGCUGACAUGGGUCGUCUACGAGUUGUCUCGCCAGCCUCACAUAAUUGCAAAGUUGCGCCAGGAGAUCAUCGACCAUGUCGGCCUGGAGCGGCAGCCAUCCUACCAGAAUCUGAAAGAUAUGAAAUACCUCGGGCACAUCAUAAACGAAGCCCUACGUCUUUACCCAGUCGUUCCGUACAACGUUCGCGUUGCACUUCACGACACUACACUGCCCGUUGGUGGAGGGCCCGACGGCACGCAGCCUAUCGCCAUUAUGAAGAAUACGCCUAUUGGCUACUCGACACUUGUCAUGCAGCGUCGCCCUGAUCUCUAUCCACCUCCGGAGACGGGCUUUCCCGCCCCUGAGAAAUUCUGCCCUGAGCGAUGGGACAAUUGGACCCCGAAGAGCUGGACCUAUGUGCCGUUCAACGGUGGACCGAGGAUCUGCAUUGGCCAACAGUUUGCGCUCACAGAGAUGGGAUAUACGAUUGUGAGAUUGUUUCAAAGGUUCGAGACGGUGGAAAACCGGAUGGGAGGUCAACUCGCAGGCAUGCACGCGGACAUCGUCUUGCAGCCAGCGAAGGAAAUCAAGGUACUAUUCAAGUAG
This is a messenger RNA of Didymosphaeria variabile, 1530 nucleotides long. RefSeq lists its product as uncharacterized. The record is from RefSeq and is a predicted model, not a curated record. Gene Ontology annotation, molecular function: oxidoreductase activity, acting on paired donors, with incorporation or reduction of molecular oxygen; heme binding; iron ion binding. The transcript has 3 exons. Bases 1 to 1530 code for a protein of 509 amino acids. NCBI's taxonomy places the organism in Eukaryota, Fungi, Ascomycota, Dothideomycetes, Pleosporales, Didymosphaeriaceae.